This is a messenger RNA of Antechinus flavipes (yellow-footed antechinus), 4798 nucleotides long. It is a transcript of the gene ITPRIP, whose product is annotated as inositol 1,4,5-trisphosphate receptor interacting protein. The coding region runs from base 572 to 2221 and encodes 549 amino acids. Lineage: Eukaryota; Metazoa; Chordata; Mammalia; Dasyuromorphia; Dasyuridae. The transcript has 2 exons. The record is from RefSeq and is a predicted model, not a curated record. Gene Ontology annotation, molecular function: protein kinase inhibitor activity. Gene Ontology annotation, cellular component: membrane.
AGGAGGGAGGGUGGUGCUUAAUUAACCCUCUCCGUUCCGCGAGCAGGAACUGGUAUUUAUUUAAGGCAGUCUGCCCCGGCCGCCUCUCUCCCCGCACGCUCCUUUUAGAUUGGGUGGCCACCCCCGCUUCGGCCGGGGUACACUUGCGCCCCAGCCGCGGGGAGAUGUCCAGCUGCGGGUCCCUCGGCCAGUUCAGCCGCCCGGAUUCUCCAGCCGGGGCAGUGCCUCCUUAAGCAGCGUCUACUAGGCUGAAAGUUGAGGCGGGGGUUUUGUUCUUAUAAGGAGGGAAAAAAAGUUUCUCUGACAUCCAGGAAAUGAGCAACCCCUGAAGCCCAUUAGGGCCAGGCUGAUGGAGGCCAGAAGAUCCGAGUCAGCAGAGCUGUCGCCGGCUCCUCGCAGCUCAUUACACGGAGAAACGCCCGGCAGCAGUUAAACAGUUGUCACACCGAAGUUUCCGGCUCGCCGUAAACUUUUUGUGAACCCACCCACCCACUUUAGGGUGGGGGGAAAGUAGCGGGACAGGACCAGGUGGCGUACAAAAAAGUCGACUGCUUGCAGGGAAAUUUUCAGCAUGACAGCAGGAAUCUUCAGGGUCUGCCUGGUGGUGGUCACUGCCAUCAUUAAUCAUCCAAUCCUGUUUCCUUGGGAGAAUGCCACGAUCCCAGAAAAUGAGGAGGAAAUCAUCCACAAGAUGAGGGUGCAUCAGGAGAAGCUGCAGCUGGAACAGUUGAGGCUGGAGGAGGAGGUGGCCAGGAUGGAGGAAGAGAAGGAAGCCUUGAAGCAGGAUGCUGAGGAUGGCCAGCAGCAGAACGAAGGCCGGUUGGCCUGGGACCUAUGGAGCACCCUCUGCAUGAUCGUUUUCCUGAUGAUCGAGUUGUGGAGGCAGGACUACCUGGAUGGCAUCCCCCCCGACUCUCCCGGGGAGGAAGAUGACCUUCCCAGCCCAAGGACCACCUUCCGAGGCAUCAUCCUCCCGGAUAAGGUGACACUGUCCCACUUUUAUGAGCGAUGCAUCCGAGGGACCACGGGAGACGCCGUCCGGACCCGGGAGUUUGUAGAAGGCUUUGUGGAUGAUCUGUUGGAGGCCCUGAGGAGUGUGUGUAACCGGGACUCGGACAUGGAGGUGGAAGACUUCAUCGGGGUGGGCAGCAUGUAUGAGAACUGGAGGGUGGACAAGCCAUUGUUGUGCGACCUCUUUGUGCCUUUCACACCCCCGGAGCCUUACCGCUUCCGCCCGGAGGUCUGGUGCCUCAGCAAGUCCGUCCCCUUGGACCUCCAGGGUUAUGGCCGGAUCAAGGUGGGCUGGCUCAAUGAGGAUUCGGUGGGCUGCAUCUGUGGCAAGACCAAGCUGGGGGAGGACUUGCUCUGCCUUCUGCACAGUAAGAACAAGACGGGCUCCAGCAGCGAGAUGGAAGACCUGCUGUGUUUCAAGGACUCUCCCUUCUUGGAUAUGGACCAAGUCAUGAAGUGGUUCCAGACGGCCCUCACCAGAGCUUGGCAACAAAUCUCCCACAAGUACGAGUUCGACCUGGCCUUUGGCCACCUAGAUACCCCCGGAUCCCUGAAGAUCAAGUUUCGCUCGGGGAAGUUCAUCCCCUUCAACCUCAUCCCGGUGGUCCAGUGCGAGGAUUCGGACCUCUACUUUGUCUCCCACUUCCCCAGAGGCCGCCCUGUGGGGGCCCCCGCCUCCAGUACGCACUGGUUCCUCUCCUUUGCUGUCUAUGAGAGACACUUUCUUAAGAUGAUCACCAAGGCACUGCCAGAAAACUCCUGUCACCUCAGCUGCCUCCAGAUCGCCUCCUUUCUGCUAACGAAGCAAAAUCGCCUGACGGGAGUCAGUGGUCUCAGCAGCUACCACCUAAAGACAGCUUUGCUCCAUCUGCUGCUGGCCCGGUCAGCUUCCGACUGGGGGUCCGGGCACCUGGAAUCCCGACUGAACGACCUACUCCUCUUCCUCGAGAAGAGCCUUCUGGAAAAGAAGCUCUACCAUUUCUUUGUGGGCAACCAGAAGGUGCCCGCCACCAUGGGUAUCCCUGAGCUCUUCAGGCGGGCAGAGCCCUUAAACCUGUUCUGUCCUUUUGUCCUUCAGCGAAGUCUCUAUCAGAAAACAGUAGAUUCCUUCUAUGAGAUGCUGAAGAACGCUUCUACCCUCAUCAGUGAGUAUUCCUUGCACGUCCCUGCGGACCACUCCAGCUCACACCAGAAACGGACCCUCUCCUAAGGUAGCAGGAAUGCAAGGGCCAAGGUCAGGGGGAGUAAAACAUGCCUCUCUCAGGCCCCAGGCCUUCACAAUCCCUUGGAAAUCCAGACCCGAAAAGAAGCAGACAUUCUCGGGAGCUGACGCUCAUCCUCUGGAGGAAACCAGUGGCCUUCAGGAGCAGGGAAUGUAGGACUUGGGGACCCCCAAAGGAAACACCUCGACUGCUUUUAUGCCAUAUUAGUUGGUUGGUGAGUGAUGGUUCCAUUUACUUUGGGAAUCAUUCCUUUUUAAAUUCUGUUUGAUUUUUCUCUCCUUUCUCCUUCCUUCUCCCAACCACUAUGGAGUUGGUAUUCUACAGCAGGAAAGUGAGGAACAAUUCCAAGUUUUUUGACUUGGUGUAAUCAUUUUUUGUUUGUUUGUUUUUUUUUACAUCAGGUUCACAAUUCUACUUGAAUAGCUUUGCUAAAAAAAAAAAAAAAACAAAGCAGAGCAGGGAGUCUCAGGAAACAGUGAGGAGGGCUGAUAUUGAAAAAAGCACCUAGCUUUUCUUAAAACUUUACCAGGUCCUUGGCUUGGGCUCCUGCCACUAGAAGUACCUCCAGGGUCCUAAUGUUAGAAUUUCCAGACUCAGCCUUACAUCCUAUGUAGCCAUGUUGGCCACUAUUUAUAUAAAAAUAGAAAAGAAAAAAAAGGAUGAUGGGCAUGCUGGUGCAAGUGUAUAGAUCUGAAAUGAGGCAGGUUCCUCCAGCAUUCACAGAGCAACUCCCUUGCCCCAGUUUCAUGGCAUCUCAGCUCCUCAGAGCACAAAAGCUCACCUGUGUGAGUUCUGAUCCUCCCCUCCUUUCUCUCCCCAUCAGGUUUCUGUGGUGGUUGAUAAGUUGGUAUUCUUGCCAGUAGAAUAAUGUGGUGUAUAUAAGGUGAGGUUGGGAUGUAGAUUGUAGCUGAAUAUCAAAAGGGGAGGGGGCAGGAAGAAGCUGAGAUGGGGGGGGGAGAUAUGUUGGGAAAAACUCAUAGGGUAGGGAAAGAGAAAAAAGAGACAAGAACACCGGAGCCUGAUGGUGAUUAUGAAGAAAACAUCCACCUCCUACAACACUUUUGGUGCUAAGACCCAUCUGUUCUCACAGUUUGGCCCCAGAGUCUACUUUUCCCAGCCUUUUGUUUCUUGUGACUCUGAAGUCUCAGAACUCAGGAAGACAUGUCGAAUGAUCAUGGAGAGAACCAUGGGCAACAGAAAUACCAGAAGGAACCUGCUCGUCAACUUAGGGGUUUUCACAGGAAAAACACCUGGAAGGGCUCUGUAAGGCUCCUUGUCAGCCAAGACGUAACCUUUGGUCUGGGCUUCUGCAAAAGGCAGAAAUGUGCAUUGCGGAAUCCAUUCCUGCCUGUAUUUCACCAUGUGAAUGACUCAGAAGCAAAACCACAGAAUGUCUCAGAAAAAAAACAAAAAAAACCAGAAAGCAGAGUCUUUCCAGGUCCCCAGCCAGCAGGCUACCAGCCAUUGUGGAGACACUGGUAGUAACUUAGCUUUGCCCCAAAUGUGUUUGAUCUGAACCACAGGUGAUGGAGGAUGGGCCCUUCCUAAAAGAAUGGACCCUAGAAGCGCUCCAGCGAUAGAGCUUCGUGUGGAUGGCAACACAUGCACCCUAAGAUUCUUCUACUGGUCUUUGGCAGUAGCUUCUUCAUGCAAAUGGAGCCAGAAGGAAAGGGGUGGGCUAGGGGAGGGAGGUAAGAGUGGAACAAUCCCCCUGGUACAGUUUCUAUCCCAACUCUAAUCCUCCUGUCUGCCCUAGCAAUAGAGUUACCAAAUAACCCAUCCAUUGGUCUUCAGGGGUGGGAUCCCUGUCUCUGUCUGAGAAAAAUAAUCUCCCCAUCUACCUCUCUCUGAAUCUUGAUAAAAGCUACUCUUUUCCCAGGGAUUCUUCACAGUUUGCUAAGUAAAAGGUAAAUUAUCAGAAAGAAAAUUCUGACAGGUAAAGAUUCUGGCAAGGAGUAGUUAAAUUACCUUAAAAAACAAACUUAAAACUAACUUCUAGUCUAUGUAGGUUACUGAUAACACAGGGUACUAACUCAUCCCUGUCUAUCAGGGGAGUAUGAGUAAAAGCGAGUAAAAGUGGGAGACUGGAGAAAAGUCUUCUCUCUGCACUGAUUCUGGUCUCCCACAGAGAACUGCACCCAUCACCCAAGUGGGUUCAAUGGGGUGCCAUGGCCCAACUCUCUAAGGCACUUGGUGGUGGCAACCACUGAACCAUGGGUGGUAAACAGCUUUAUUUAUUACAACCUUUUUCUUUUCAACCCCUGUUCUGGACUCAUCUGAUGCUCUUGGAAGAAACUACAGAGAUCGGGGACUAACUGAAAUCCAAGACCCAACCCAAAUCCCAUUUCACUUUCCUCUUUUGAUUCCAUGAGAUGUUUUGCUAAGAAAUAUAUUCUGUGUUGUUUAUUUUUAAGACAAAUGCUAAAAGGGCAAAAGGAAUCUUAUUUUUUUUUGUAUCCAAAUGCUGCUUUUAAAGCAGAAAGUUGUUGAAGUUUUUGUCUGCAAUUGGUAUUUUAUGCCGCCUUAUUUAUAUUACAUUAAAGAGUUAAAUCUUGUAAAAAGUG